CACCAAUGCCAAUUUCUGUCACGUAGUAUUUCUGCACAAGCUAUUCUAAAAAAGUACUAUGAAGGACCUCCGAUACACCCGGCUGUGGAGACUUGUCUAGACAAGUCACAGAUCAUUAUCGUCAUAUCACAAAGUCAACCAUUGGCCAGCUAUCGUGCCACAUCACUGACCCACACUUGGCGGUUCUAGGUUCGACUUGGCAAGUCUUCGAGGCGUUCUCCAGUUCUUUAUAUCAACUUCGAAUUCCUGUAUUGUAUGGCUAUCAGAACCCUUGGCUCCAUGGCCAGCUGUUACUUGGCGAGGCUCGGUCUCACAGAAGUUCCAACAUUGUGCAGGCCGCCGCAGCUGCUGAUCAAGGAACCGCACCUCGCGGCGCCCGAAACAGAUAUCGAUGGCACAUCAGUCCAUGUACUUACGGUUAUGGACUAUUCGGUUUUUCAUAAACAUCGAUGUUCAGGCACCUGCCAGUAGUACGGCCGUACGGCUUUGCCGUACCGUAACCCACCCUCGUACGUACUCGUGCCACACGUCAAGAUCUUACCUGGUUCUGUCGGCUUCUGCACAUAUCCUGGACCGUAGGUGAGAUCAGUACAUACUCAUGACCCUGGGGUUCGCAGCAUAGCCAUAGCACUGUUCCCAACUUCCUAUACUCUGCUUCCAGGCUGUCACGAAAAAACAGAAGUCAAUCAAUCUACGUCCCUUGCACAUCUGGACAGCUCACACUAGGCUCUAAUUGCAUCAUUGCGCACGCAGCUGUCACUGAGCGAGGCCAAUCGGCCAUCGGAAAUGACACGCUGAUGCCAUCAAAUCCAUGCCAUGACACCAGUCAAGGUCAAACGUGUGUUACUGAACGUAUAGUCGACGAGUGCUAGUGUGCGCUUGGCGCUGAGGAUGACUGAAUGUGGAAGAUGACGGUUAUGAUUUGUUAUAGCUUCUGUGGAUCAAAUAUCUUUCGUUAAUCUGGACCACCUAGAUUCCAAUAAAUAUCACUCGAUUACUAUGGUGCGUGUCACUUAUGUGGUCACCGCUGUCCAAUUUUAUCACCAGGAACAAGCGCGCAAUCCA
Molecule: messenger RNA, 1065 nt
Organism: Suillus discolor
Lineage: Eukaryota; Fungi; Basidiomycota; Agaricomycetes; Boletales; Suillaceae
Exons: 1
Coding region: 256-471 (71 amino acids)
Source: RefSeq, a predicted model, not a curated record